Molecule: messenger RNA, 6615 nt
Organism: Rhopilema esculentum
Lineage: Eukaryota; Metazoa; Cnidaria; Scyphozoa; Rhizostomeae; Rhizostomatidae
Product: transmembrane protein 198
Cellular component (GO): plasma membrane
Source: RefSeq, a predicted model, not a curated record
AUAUGUUUUGAAUUACAAUAUGUUUCGAUAUCGUUGAAAACGUAUUUCCUUGCAUGCAUCGGAGCGAAUGUCUUCAGUUGAUGGAAGGCAGUUACAAACAAUAUAUUAAUGAAUUGUUGGUCGUGCUUUAUAAACUUUGUACGUUCUUUACCCAUUGUUUUGAUUUUUUCGGUAGAUAUAUCUUAAUGUAUAAGCAGAAAUAUAUUUCCUGUCAGAGAUCACCAGUACAUUAAAAUUUCAGUGUUUAAAUGGCAAUCACACUGAAAGUGAUUUCCUGAUGGUUAUGAUGCUUAAGGCAGUUAAUCUUUCCUUAAAAUCACCCUGUCUGCCAAAGUUUUAAUGGCAAUCAGAUAUUUGAUACAUUUCUGGUGAUUCCUUAAAUCUUGUGACUGUGCCUACUCUGUUUUGUUUGUAGAAAAAGGCUUUUUUAUCUAAAUUUCUUAAUCUCAUCUUCAUCAAUCGAUAAGGAAAGCCCAAAAACAUUGUAAGGUAUCAUUACAUCUGUUGACUCAGUUUUGAUAUAUUUGAAAUUCUGCUCAAACAAAUAACUACCUGAAAACAGCCAAUCACAAAAACCAAAACACAGGAACAAUAUUUCAAAAGAAGGUCCACAAAAAACAUUUACUCUCGAAAGUGCAUUCCUUUGCAAAAGCAUGGCCUUAAUCCAUUAAAAGUGCCAACCUUCAAAAAUUUACUCUUCCCUCAAAAAAUCUUGGAUGAUAAAAAACAGUAUAGGGAUAAAGAUUGAAAUUGGUUAUGUUUCUAAAGAAUAUGGCACUAAAGAAUAUGUUUUUUUCAUGCAUACAUUCAUAGAUGUAUUUUAUUGCCAAAAUGUUUGCUUGUAGUGUCAGAGCUUGUAGUGUCAAAAUGUUUGCUUGUCUAGCAUCUAUUAUCAUAGCUUGAAGCUUUCCUGGAACAAUGAGGUCAACUUCAUGCUUAUGUUUCCCUGUUUGACUUUCAAACAGUUAAUUUUUGAUGAAUAACACUUGAUGAAAUGAAGAAAAAUUUGCCCCUUAAAAAACAUAGUUACUGGAUAGAUGCUUGAAAAUGGCUUUGAAAAAAAGUAAACAUUUUAUAACAUAUUGACUAAAAGCUUUUUUGUCUGACCUUCCUCAGAGCAUAAAACAUCAGAAUAGAUUUAAGGGUCUGGAAGAACAGAUAAAAAAUAUAUACCCAGUUGUUGAUCGAAAUAGGCCAAUCAUAAAAACUCAAGCACAAGACCAGGGUAUGGUUCCUUCCAACAUGUGAAACAAAACUGCCCCUCAAAGAGAACAGCCUCUUCAAUCUUGUAGGUCUGGAAAUGUCAGAUGAACUGAGGGAUGUCAGACAAAUCUGUUAUAAAUUUUGUGCUAUUAUCAAAGCCAUUUUUAAGUUCUGGAUAAAUACUUGUCAUGAGAAAACCAAGAACUGCUCAUUGGUUAGCUAACUUAUAUGCACCUAACUAUUGUUUGUCAAGUCAAACUUUUUACAAGGCCAAGUGAUUCAAUAGAGGUCAGCUUUGAUUUAGGUUUCAUUUGGCUGUAUACCUCUACAAUAGAGCAAAUCAAGUAUUUGGGGUGUACAGAAGAAAAAAUGUCAAAUGUGUUGCAGUAUCAGAAAACAGGACUAUCUGUAGUUCAAGCAAUGACUUGAAGUUAAUAUUAUAGGCAAUCUUUCUCAAUUUCCACAAGCAAUUUUCAAGUAAAAUAAUCAUAUAUUAUGUUGUUUAUUCAGCAAUAAAAAUCAUCACAAAGCUAAAAUGUUACAUGGUAUAACUUAGACAUAGUGAAAAGUACAAUUAAAAUACAGUGUCAGAAUGUACAGGUGUGAUUAAUUCAGCUCUCAACUUGUUGGUGGUGGCUUUAAUUACUUAUUUCGAUAGCUUUUGAGCUCUAAGUUGAAGGUGCAAUCACCUGUAACAGAGAACACCACUUAAAAUUGUCUUUUAAAGGGUUAAGUACCUGUUCUUAUAUAAAUACACGUUCUGUUAUUUUUGCACUUUACCUUCUUUGAAACUUUCACAUUAGAUUUUUAAUGAAAAAGAAAAAGAAAACACAUUGAGCACUUUGUACUUAAAGAAGAGCCUGACAUCAAAUUUUUGCCACACCAUAAGGAAUUUGGAAAACACUCCAUUUUUUAAAUGCGCUUGAAAAAGCUAUGGCUUUUUUACAUGGCAAUAUUUGACUAAUCAAACAUUUUUUUGGCUGACCCCAUUCUACAACUGUCUAUUUCCUUCACAAUUCCUCUUAUAUUUAUAUUCUGAAUUGUGUCAGGUGCUUUCACUUGACCUGUAAAAAAUGAUUUUCCAAAGUUGUUAGCAAGUUUCAUAAAAUAAUGAACAGUAUUCAAAAAUUUAUGUGCUCCUAGGAGCAAAAUCACUAAAAUCUGUUUUUCAGUAUUUCAGUUUGUUAAGGAUUUAAGUACUUAAGCAUUUCAGUAUCUAUUUUAUUUGAAAUAUCUAAAGUACAUGAAUGACUUAAUAUAAACCCUUAUGUAAAAAUAUUGAAAACGGGAAAAAUUGGAAAAAAAUUCUGCAUAGGGGCAAAUGAAGCGAGCAAAAGAGUUUGUACCCCCCUGAGAAACUAAUUUUAUUGCAGAUUUGCACUUUUCUCAGAUACCAACUUUCUAAACAUUCAGGAGGGCAGUCACUCCUCUUUGCGCAAUGCUCCCUACCCUACUGAAAAGCAUACAUGCUGCUGUUAUGCUGUGUAUUUUUCUAUCAUUUAUCAAAGAACUGCAUUGUUUUUCAAACAUUUAUAGUUUAACAGGUAAUCAUAAAUUGCUACUUGCCAUUUAAACCCAAACAUUCCUCAAUUGGGCUAACAGAUCCUGCAAACUAAGAAAUACAACAUUUGUAAUUUUUUGUCUGUUUUUUUCUUCAAAUAUAAUGAUAAAGGCAUUUGAAACCAUGAGAUGCAACAGUUCUCUUGAAAAUAUUACUAUCUGUUAAUUAAUUUAUAAUUUUAUUUUUUACUUUUUUAUAUUCUAUCUAAUUGAAGCUAAUAUUGUAUUCAUUUGCUAUCUCACUUGCCAAAUUUAAUCCAACCAAGACUGAUUGUUUUAUCUUAAGAAAAAUUAACCAAGUUUGUUGAUAUUUAGGAAUAGGGAAAAAACAUUCCAAUUUGUAGCAUAAUACAUUGGUUUAGGUUAUCAAAUAAUUGUCAGAUAGAAAAAUAUCAGAUAGAAAGGACACCAGCUGCUACUGAAUGGGUAAAUAUGGGCUCAGCCCUCUGCAAAUUUUAAUUCCUGCGUUUGCAUUAUUUAAAUGCUGCCCUCUUCUAAUAGUGAUAUUUUCCUUGGGUAACUUAAAAUAAUAUGAUAUUUUUUCAACAAAAAGUGGGAUGAUUUUUAAAUUACCUCUAAACCACCAUUGAUGCUGUCAAAGCCAUAUUGGCAUACAUGGAUCUAAGCUUACCCAUGGUGAUUUCUUAUGGCUAUAAAUAGUAACCUAUUUUUUGCUAACUAUAAAUCAUGGACAUCGUCCUUUUCAUACUUUUCUCCAAUCAGUCAGCCUAAUAUAGCUGUUCCGAAGUUUCCUUAAUUAAAUCCCGUUUAUUUAGCUAUUACCUCUUGAUUUCAUUGUCGACAGACAAAUUUAUUGGUUCUUAUUUUGCCCUUCUAUUUGCAUUUGUCAUUUAGAUCCGGCAUAAAUAACAUAUUUGUUUAAAACAAGCAAUUUCAUCACUUAAGGUCCUUUUGAAUAUGGGCAAACCGACACCUGAUGCUCUAGUUAUAACAGGAGUGGAUGUAAUCAGAUUGUAAUAUUAUAUAGUAGCGGGCUAUUAAUUACAGUAGGGCGAUUCUCUUUCAUCACUUUGGUUUCACCAGCUGCAAGAGCUGCGCAAAAACCAAGCACUGUUCAUAGUCGCGAGACUAUAUCGACUUUGGCAAGUGUCGGCCUCAUGUUUAAUGCUCUUCCUGUCAGUUGGCGAUUACCUGUUGUUUGUUCACCACCAAGAAAUAGAUGCAAUUAAAGAUCUAGUGGAGUAACUACAUUUAUCAAGAAAGGAGGACGUUGGUUCUAUGGAUGCCUCAUCUAAUUUGUAUAUGCUGAUAUAGAAAGAUAAGACUCAACUGCAGUGAAGAUCUAGACAAUACAAGAUGAAUGCCAGCAAGCCAUUGAUCACUACCCAAAGACCAUUGCAAAUUUCCUCAUUGAAUGAAACGAUGCAAGUACUGAACAGCACUUUGGCAGCUGUUGCCAAUUUCACACUGAUGCCUGUGAUAAGCAGUGGCAGUGAUAAUGCAUCAUCCUCGCUCGCACCGCUAACAUCCUCACCCUCCACCGCUUCAGAUAAAUGCAAAGCGUUUGCAUAUAAUUUUCACGAAAAUAUUCCCAUUUCUGCUGUUUGUGGGUUGUGCUUUAUUAUUGGCCUUAUUCUGGUACUUGUAGGUUACCGGGCAUUUAGAUUUUCGAUGUUCAUUAUGGGCCUAUCUCUUGCCAGUGUCCUGACAUAUCUUGUCCUAAUAAAUAAGACAAAACUCGGAUUAACUUGGACAUCGCCAAUUGCUGCUGGAGCUGGCCUCUUUCUCGGACUCUUUGCUGCCUCGAUUCCAGUUCUCGGUCUUAUAAUCGCAAGUAUUAUACAAGGACUGUUUUUCACAGUUAUCGUUUUGUUCAUCAUCACUCUGUUCUUCACGGAUCACGUUAUAUGGAUUUGCGUCGGAAGUCUCGGUGGCCUAAGCAUCAUAUUUACCAUUUUUAUGUUCCUGAAACAAAGACAGGCCGCAAUUGUUUACAUCACCAGCUAUGGAGCCAUCCUGAUCAUGAUUGCGGCUGACUACUUUCUGGACUUGUUCCUUAUAGCGAACUAUGCAUAUAGUUUGAUCUUGCAGGUGGAGGGCCGCAAGCCUUGCUGGUUUUCAUGGACACUGUUCGCAAUGUGGCCGUUCCUUUUGAUACUUGGUUGCUGUGUGCAGAUUGUGAAAACUGCCCGCGGAUAUUAUCACAGUCCUGCUCUGCAGAAGAAAGCACAGGAAAACAAGUACAAAACUGACAGUACGGGGAGGUCAAGACGUCUUUAUGACAAUGGAGAUGUGAUUGCCCAGGCUUGGAUUCAAACGACUGAUGAUACUCUGGACAAGAGGCGAAGUUUUACACCUGUACACGAAUACGAUUCCGCUGACGACAAAGAAAGUACAACAUUGGUAUAAAACUGAUUGCUUACCUGAAACAUUUGUUGAGUAGUUUUCAAGAUGAUUUUCGCUCAGACACCUUUGUUGAGAAUUCGUCAAACAACUUACUGUAAAGCAUAUUUAAAGGACAGCCUCUCUUGCAUUUUUGUGGAUGAAAAUAUUCACUGUGGAGGAGUAGCGAUGGCCCUCAGUUAUCAAAUCUUUAUUCUAAUCUUUAUUGAAAUAAGAUUUUUCUGUUCAUGUUUAUUGACUGAAUUAGUUUUAUUACAAAGUUCUGUGAAUUAUAAUACAGGAUGAGAACAUCAAGAAACAAUUUUUAAUUUUAUUCUUAUUUGCCAAGCCUCCUAUAUUGAUUUAUUUAUACUUGAAGCAAAAUGUAUUGGCAAACCGUUUGUUUUAAAAUUUUAUUUUUUCCCUAGCCCUUAUCAAUAAGGUCACUUUGAUCUAAAUUCUAACGACUUCUGACAUCAUAGCCAACUAUUAACUGGCUUCCCAACUAUUUCAGCACAUUUUGUGAGUUUUAUGGCAUAUGCUCAGCCCCCCAUCCUCCCCCCCAAUUUUUAAAAGGCUCUCGGCUGCAGUCACGAAAAACAGUGCAACCUAAGAAUGGUAAUAUGAAUAUUUCAAGAGAAUCAACAAAAAUAUUGCCGUUUACAAUGUUAAAAAUCUAACGUUUUCAUGUCGUUUAUCAUACAAAGAUAAAUUAUUUGCCAGAAACCGAAUCCCUCGGGUCGUUAAAAGUUUUCGUUCUAAGCUUAAGUUCAAUCAUGAAUGUUUGUUCUGGUUUAUUUAGCUCAAAUCUGUAAGUUGGUCAGUCUAGUAUGUUCAGAAUUUUCGUAAAUAAGGUCCUAGGAUUUUUACCCAGUUGCAUGUGCUUCAAAAGGUGGAACAACUGUAAAGAAAAACGUUUCUUUUAUUUGAAGCCUUACUACCGUCUAAAAGGGGUUACGAAUUCUGGCCUUUUGACCACGCUAGGACCUGGCUGUCCUGUCUUGUAAAUUGUCAACAGAUCCAUUUUGCUUUCAUCUCAGUAAUGUCUUAAAAUUUCAUUUCCGUUUAGCAGUAAGUAAGUAUUUAGCCCUGUAUAUUUAGAUGUUUUUAUUCGUUAGUUUCCUUAACAGUAAAUUUGUUCGAAACUAAUGUUGUUUAAAGUUGUGAACUAGUUUUGCAUCUUCCUUUUUCCUUACCUAUAAGAAUUCUUUUUAAAAGAGAAAAAAGGAACUAGUAUUUUGGAAGGUUUAUGAUUGCUUAUGAAUCAAGUUCUAUUUGUUUAGAUUAUUUGUCAAUAUUAUGAGUAGUUUUACAUUCUGCGAUAUUAAUGAGUAACUUCAAAAAUAAAACGUUCCUCUCUUUCAAACUGUACAUUAUUAGCAUUAAUUCGUUUUAGGCUAGAAAUAUUUGUGUUGUAUAGAAAUGGAAGGUUGAGCUGUUGCUCUGUAAAAUUCUUUGUUUAUUAAAUAUCAAUUUGUAGUGUUUGUGUGUAUCAGAAAUGACACAAUG